Messenger RNA from Amaranthus tricolor (Joseph's coat), 2863 nucleotides. RefSeq names its product bifunctional TH2 protein, mitochondrial-like. The record is from RefSeq and is a predicted model, not a curated record. Bases 113 to 1978 code for a protein of 621 amino acids. Gene Ontology annotation, cellular component: cytosol. The transcript is spliced from 6 exons. Lineage: Eukaryota; Viridiplantae; Streptophyta; Magnoliopsida; Caryophyllales; Amaranthaceae.
UUCUUUCAUCAACCGCCCACCUUACUUGUAUUUUCAUUUUUCAGACCGUCAUAAUUUUCUUCCGUGUGAACCAACAACAAGUACUUCUACUUAUAAAGACACAUUUCCCUUGAUGCGCCAUUCUCUCUCUCCUCUCAAAACCUUUCUUUCCCUCUCUUUCACCUUUAAACCCAUUUCCUCUUUCUUUCUUCUCCGAUCUCCCUUUCUUUACUCUCUCUCCUCUCAGCGAUUCUUCUCUUCCUGCAAAUCAAGAUCAUCGUCAAUGGCGACGGCUCCUCCUCCGAGGUCAACUACACCUUCGAUCGGAGUCGUCGCCAAUGACGUCGGCAUCUCCAGGAGGUAUUGGAACAAGUUUAAGCGUGACUCUAUUUUCUCUUUAUAUACUCCAUUUGUGCUUUCUUUAGCUGCUGGUAAUCUUCAUCUUGAUUCUUUCCGGCAGUACAUCGCUCAAGAUGUUCAUUUUCUCAAAGCCUUUGUUCACGCUUAUGAAUUGUCAGAAGAAUGUGCUGACGAUGAUGAAGAUAAAAUCGCGAUUUCGGAGCUUAGGAAGCGUGCUUUGAACGAAUUGAAACUGCAUGAUUCUUAUGUACAGGAAUGGGGUGUUGAUGUUGGAAAAGAAAGCUCCCUUAACUCUGCAACUGAAAAGUACACCAAUUUUCUAUUAGCCACUGCCUCAGGCAAAGUUGAAGGAGUAAAAGGACUGGGAAAGCUUGCAACGCCUUUUGAGAAGACAAAGAUUGCAGCUUAUGCGUUGGGUGCAAUGACCCCUUGUAUGAGGCUAUAUGCUUUUCUUGGUAAGGAGAUUCAGGCUUUAGUAGAUCCAGAUGUUACUAGCCAUCCUUACCAGAAGUGGAUUGAUAGUUACUCAUCUGAAGAUUUCCAGGAAUGUGCUCUACAAAAUGAAGACUUACUUGAUAAAUUGAGUGUCUCUCUAACUGGGGAAGAACUUGAUGUAAUCGAGAAGCUUUAUAAACAGGCUAUGAAACUUGAGACAGAAUUCUUUCUGGCUCAACCACUAACACAGAAAACAGUGGCUCCCUUGUGGAAGGAUCUCAAUCCUGAAGAAUCACGUCUUAUUUUAUUCUCAGAUUUUGACUUGACUUGUACGAUUGUUGAUUCAUCUGCAAUUUUAGCUGAGAUUGCGAUUGUAACCGCCCCAAGAUCAGAUCAGGAUCCAUCUGAAAACCAAAUUGCUCGCAUGCUAUCUGUUGAUCUGAGAAAUACAUGGGGUGCUCUCUCAAAGCAAUACACAGAGGAGUACGAACAAUGCAUUGAGAAUGUUCUGGCUACCGAUAAAGGACUGGCUUUUGAUUAUGAAACACUGCUGAAAGCGCUUGAGUUACUCGCUGAUUUUGAGAAAAAAGCCAAUGCAAGGGUGAUUGACUCUGGUGUUCUGAAGGGUAUAAAUCUUGAAGACAUCAAGAAGGCUGGUGAACGCAUAAUCCUUCAGGAUGGGUGCUCUAUAUUCUUUCAGAAUGUCAUGCAGAAAGAAAAUUUGGAUGUGAAUGUUCAUGUACUUUCAUAUUGCUGGUGCGGUGAUCUAAUCAGAUCAAAAUUUUCAUCUGGGGGUUUGGAUGCAUUAAAUAUACAUGCAAAUGAGUUCAACUAUGAAGAUUCCAUUUCAACCGGUGAAAUCAUCAAAAAGGUUGAAUCUCCGGUCGACAAAGCUCAAGCAUUUGAUGAAAUAUUGACAAGUUAUGGUAAUGAUAAAAAGAAUGUUAGUGUAUAUAUAGGAGAUUCUAUUGGGGAUUUGCUUUGCUUACUAAAGGUGGAUAUAGGAAUCGUUGUGGGAUCAAGUACAAGCCUAAGGAGACUUGGAAGUCACUUUAAUGUGUCAUUUGUUCCUUUGUUUGAAGGUCUGGUAAAGAAACAGAGGGAAUGUGUGGAAGGAGGCUCAUUUAGUUGGAAGGCUGAACCUGGUGUUCUUUAUACUGCCUCCAAUUGGUCUGAAAUACACGCAUUCAUUUUGGGGUCUUAGCAUGAUUUUCUUGCUUUUAGUGGGCUAUUUAUUUUAAAUUUUUUUUUAUAUAGUGUAGGAUCUGAAGCAUCUGCCGUAUAUCAUAGAGAACAUGCAUACAAAUUUGGUGGCUUUUUUUAUCACCUGCCACAGAUGAGCUAUAUGGAUUUUUUUGCCUAAAGCAUAUUAUCAUUCUUAUUGCAGAUUUACUUUGCUAAAAGUGGUACCUAUAAAAACUUAUAUGAGUUUUCACAUCUUUGUGGAUGGUGGUUAUACCGUUACUAAUGCAUGCACGUAUAUUUUUUAAGGGUGCUACAGGAUUUUGGUGGGUUACUGGGUUAAUUUUUAAAGUGUGUCAAAAUUGAGUUCAAUUACAAGUUUGGGUAAAUGUUAGAUUAUUGAUGGGUUUUAAACCUAGUAGCACUAAACUAAAUUACUAUGUCAUCUCGAUGUAAGUUGACUUAUGUCACGCCAGCGUUUGUAGAGCUAUGCACCAUACCGAAUCAUGUUAGCUUGUGAAGCACCUUCUUGAGUUGGGCACGAUGUUUAGGUUGAGGUAUGCAUUCCUAUUUAUGGAUAUGAGUAGCCGUCUUUCUACGCCCUCCAUAUCUUGAUCUUAGUUACUCUAGACGGGAUAUAUUGAGUACGAUAAUGAUGGCUUUUUAACCAGAUAGAUUGAGAAUGCAAAUUAGGUUUAUUUUCAAGUUGGUUUGUCUUUGAUUCGGCUAGAUUUGAAUCGUUUCAAUGGGCCAAGAGUUUUUAAGUUUAUGGCGUUUAUCAGUAAAUUUUUGCCAAAAAUAUAAGAAAAUUUGAAACAAACAAGUAUUUUUAACAAAAAGAAAUAAAAAAAAUGAGCUUCUGGUAAAUUUAAUUCCAAAAAUAAGCGUCUUUAUUUUCGAGCCUAAG